Neurospora tetraspora is the source of this 378-nucleotide messenger RNA. RefSeq lists its product as uncharacterized. The record is from RefSeq and is a predicted model, not a curated record. The transcript has a single exon. The coding region runs from base 1 to 378 and encodes 125 amino acids. NCBI's taxonomy places the organism in Eukaryota, Fungi, Ascomycota, Sordariomycetes, Sordariales, Sordariaceae.
AUGUCCGCCUCAACAAACUUCAACUUCCCCUCCCACCCCACCUCCCGCUCUCACGCCAUGCAAAUCGUCGAAGGCACCCGCGCCCUGCAACAAUCUCCUGCUCUCGCCUCUUCCACUUCCAAGUCCUCUUCUGCCAAGAACAACUACGCGGAAUCCACCACCUCAACCUCCAGCUUCUCCAGCCGAACCAGUCUCCUCAAGGACAAGUUCCGCUCCUCGUUUGGUUCCUCUUCUUCUUCUUCGCCGUCGUCUUCGGACAGCAGCAACAGCAACACCAAGUCCUCCGUGAGUAGCAACAGCAAGCCCAGCAAGCCCAUGACUAGCACCAGCCAGCAAGGGCUAUUUCUACUCGGUUCGCAAAUCAGGAUGGGGCACUAA